Molecule: messenger RNA, 426 nt
Organism: Ichthyophthirius multifiliis
Lineage: Eukaryota; Ciliophora; Oligohymenophorea; Hymenostomatida
Product: prefoldin subunit 6, putative
Exons: 1
Biological process (GO): protein folding; chaperone-mediated protein complex assembly
Cellular component (GO): cytoplasm; prefoldin complex
Molecular function (GO): protein-folding chaperone binding
Source: RefSeq, a predicted model, not a curated record
AUGAGCGGAGAAGUAGCAAAAUUAUAAAGUUAAUUAGAAAUCGAAGUAAAGGAAAUGCAAAACCUUCAAAAAGAUUUAUAAAAGUUAAAUGAAGGUCGCUAAAGGCUAUUGGAAUAAUAAAAUGAAUCUGAUCUAGUAAAAAAAGAAGUCGAUUUAUUAGAAGAAGGGGCAAAUAUUUUCAAAUUAAUAGGACCUGUGCUUGUUAAAUAAACAUUAUAAGAAUCCAAAUAAACUAUUGAAAAAAGACUAGAAUUUAUUAGAAAAGAAGCUAUAAAAGUUGAACUUCUUUUAAAAGACAAUGAACAAAAAUAACAUGAUAAAAAAUCAAAAAUUGUAAAACUAUAAGAAAAUUAUUAUAAAACUGCUAUGGGUCCUUAAUAUGAAUAGGCUUUAAGUUAAUAAUAAUAAAAACAAUAAGCUUAAUGA